AUGAGCCAGCGGAAUUUGGCCGCCACGGACCCGGCAGACGCCAAGGUGUCCUCCGACAGCUCUUCGGGAGAUCAGUCGAACUCGGGAAACACGUCUGUUCCUGUUUCGUCAACGUCCUCGCCUGGAUCGGUCAACAAUCUGGCGUUGAACUUAAGCUCUAACGACCUUGAAGGGAUGGACAGCGAUGUUGAGAAGCUCUUGGAGUUGCUCAACGUUACAGAAAUGAAACUGGAUCUCAAGGAAUCGAUUCCUUCCUCCGAAUUACAACUGCUCCUACAACUGGUGAGACAAACUGUGCUCCGAAUAAACCUCAAUAAAAACCUUGCAAAGUACCAAUUGAGGAAUAACAUCGAGGAAUACGCCACAGAGAGACAAUUGUUAAUGAAGAACCUGGCCAACGUGGAAAAGAACCUCCGCAUACUGCAAAACGAGAAUGAAAUCAUCAACAUGAAGAACCUCAAGCUCAUAAAGAGCUUGAAAACCAUCAAACACGACAAGGUCAAGACGCUCAAGGCAGAGAACGCGCUCCUCCGCAAACAGAUACAGGACCAUUCAGGCCGAAGUCCAACCAUCCUAGACGCUCUAGGACGGGUGGCGUCCCACGUGUUGCAAGAGGAGGGCGAGUAG
Molecule: messenger RNA, 627 nt
Organism: Ogataea philodendri
Lineage: Eukaryota; Fungi; Ascomycota; Pichiomycetes; Pichiales; Pichiaceae
Exons: 1
Coding region: 1-627 (208 amino acids)
Source: RefSeq, a predicted model, not a curated record